Messenger RNA from Blepharisma stoltei, 1023 nucleotides. The record is from the annotation of a GenBank genome assembly. Lineage: Eukaryota; Ciliophora; Heterotrichea; Heterotrichida; Blepharismidae.
AUGGGGAAUUCGAGACUUGGUUUUGCACUAUUAAUGCUAGUCGUUAUUUUGUGAGUAGCAAGCAGUAAUGCAAUACAAAUGAUUUUCAAAAAUAUCAGCUUUAAUAAGCCUUUUUUCUUGACUUAUUUUUCAACCACGAUGUUUUCUAUCUAUCUGAUCACUCUUUUGUGGAAGAAGAACCUUUUAAUUGAAAGCAGCCAAGAGAACUUCUAUUUAAUUGCUAAAACUGCUUUGAAAUUUUGCCCUCUCUGAUUCUUUGCGAAUUAUUUCUUCAAUCUUUCAUUAGGGUUAACAAGAGUAGCAUCAAAUACAGUAAUUAGUUCUUCUUCAAGCAUGUUUACAUUGAUUUUCUCAAUAAUUAUUUUGAAAGAAAAACCAGUUUUGCUGAAAUUUGUAUCAGUGAUAAUAGUGAUAAUGGGAGUUAGUUGUGUGGCUUUGUCUGAUACUGAAGGAAUUGACAGUUUUGUAGGUGAUGCUUUCGCUCUCCUUGGGGCCAUUGUAUAUGCGACUUAUAGUGUGUUUUUAAAAUCGCAAGCAGUUUCUUUAGAUAUGACUGUAUUUUUUGGAUGCGUAGGAGCAAUUAAUGCAAUAGUUUUGCUGCCUGGAUUAUUAUUUGUUAAUUUUAGUGGAAUUGAAGAAUUUGAAUUUCCAAAUUCAAUGAUUAUUGGGUUCUUAGCUUUAAAUGCCCUUUUCGGAACUGUACUAUCAGAUUUAUUAUGAGCCUUAAGUGUUAAGCAUCUUAAUCCUGCGCUAUGCACAGUUGGGUUAUCUUUAACUAUUCCUUUAUCAAUGACUGUUGAUAAGAUUUGGCAUGGAUAUUCUUACUCCUAUCUUUAUUUAAUUGGCGCUUUGAUGAUUGUCUGUGGGUUUAUUAUUAUGUCUUUAUUCGAGUAUCCUAAAGUUGCAGAGAAGUUCAAUUCAUUUAAUAUUGAUUCAAUUUUUCAAGCAAAGAGAAAAGGGGAAAGAAAAAAUCUUUUAAGUGUAAGUGAGAUGUCUAAAAUUGUGUCUUAUUGGAUGUCAUAA